Diachasma alloeum is the source of this 1133-nucleotide messenger RNA. RefSeq lists its product as uncharacterized. Lineage: Eukaryota; Metazoa; Arthropoda; Insecta; Hymenoptera; Braconidae. Bases 1 to 1005 code for a protein of 334 amino acids. The record is from RefSeq and is a predicted model, not a curated record. The transcript has 4 exons.
AUGAACCUUGGCGACAGGACGAAGGGGAAGUACGUCCCACCCCGGAGGAUUCCGGCUUCCGCCCAAAAGUUCGAGCUGGAAGAUUCGAUGGAGUCUUCUUCACGCAGGAAACCACGACUACGACGCGAAGUCGCGGACUACGAUGACCCCAUGGAGAAGCAGUACUCCCCGGCAAUGGCCGAGCGAAGUCCUGUGUACACGCCGGCUGAUGUUUACAAGGCUCGUAAACAUCGGGCAUUGACGGGAAAAUCGACGAAUAUGUAUGGACAAGCUAUGAGCAAUGAUGAUUUGUAUAGGAUGAUUCAUAAUUCGAGUGGCACUCAGGCGAAAAGUUCGGUCGACAGUCUGGUGGCUAGGAAGGAUGGGAGACGACAGAGAAUUGGUCAGGGGGCAUUGAGUCUCAUUGCUGAUGAGGAUGAGGAGGAAGAAGUGUCUGAACCUGAAUAUACUUGCGAGCCAAGACCAAAAGCCUUCGAAGACGACGAAGCAGAUGACGAAAUAGACUACGAAUCCGACCAAUACGGAGUUGAUCGCCUGGACCAAGUGAAGGACUACAGAAGAUUCUCCCAGAAAUCAGUGGAGCCUGACACCCUCAAGCAACAGUACGAAGAGUGGCUGGAGCAGAGGAGAUCCCAGAGUCUACGAGAAAUGGAUAAAGCACAAGCUCUCAAGUACGAACGUCGGGGAAAGUCGAGCUUGAAGCCUGUAGAGGAGCCUCCUGAACACCGGAAACAUGUGGGAAUGCACAAAUGCAGUGAGUGCGGAACUUAUCGUCUCAAGACGUUGGACAGUCAAGUCAAGCCUGGGUUGAGGGGUGGGCGUAUGAUGUACGAUUACCCGGAGUUUCCACGAGAUUUUUCAGGGAAAUGCUCGAAAUUCCAAGAUCCACGUGAAGAAAUACCGUGUCCGAAGCCAAGGAAAUCCAAGAACAUCUCGAGACAUCGUGAACAGAAGAAAACGAUCAGUCAUUCACCCUCGAAAAUCGACACCUACUAUGAUGAAUAAUUCGACGACAUCGAGAGAGUCCAACUGCCAAGCAUUCGCCAAGAACAAUCCAAAAUAUUUUCGUUUCAUAAUCAAAUGGAUGGCAAAGUGGUAACAAGUCGGUUUCAGAAAAAAAAUUUCGUAGAAAA